AUGUUGUACCUUUACACCCGAACAGGCCCGGACACGGGGUCCAACACCGCGCUCGGGGCCGCGGCGCCAUCGCUCGCCGGCUGCUUCCUCGCCGACCCCAAGCCUCUUAAGCCGUGCGCGUUCGUUGAUGAGAUCAAUCCGGUUCGCAUCCCUCGGGAAGUCUCACCGCAGCUGCUGCGCGGGAAGCGUGAACGCGCAGCGCUCCCGACCUCCGACCACUGUGCAGCCUUCUCCCUGGCAGGGACGGGGAUUACGAUGAACACUUUCAAUGGAAGUGUGCUCCUAUCCACCUCAUUUUCUUCCAGCCUGCACGUCUUUCAAAGCCGCCAGACGGGCUCCUGCUUCGCGAGUUUGCGGUGUUUCUUCUUGUCGCAGCGACUGCUCGAGAGCAAGACUGUCGCUACUCAGUUGUCGGCUGCCGUCACUCGUCGGCUGGCGCGCUGCGGCCCGCUGCCUUGCCGGCAGCUAAUCAGGGGCCUUGCUCGCAGGGGUCUCGACACGCGACAGCCGCCAAAAGCAAUGCGCGUGGAGCGAGGCCUGGCGCUGCAGUAUGCCCCGCUGGAGCUGCGAAGCGACUGGGAGGUCGUCAUGUGCGCAGUUUCAAAGAGUGGCACUGCGCUGAUGUGGGCCUCCAACGAGCUCCAGGCAGACAAGGAGGUGGUGCUCAAGGCCGUGCAGGAGAACGGCGGGGCACUGGAGUAUGCCGCACAGGAGCUCCGUGCAGACCGCGACGUGGUCCUCGCGGCAGUCUGCCAGCGAGGCGCCGCUCUCCGCUACGCGGCGGAGGAGCUGCGAGCCGACCGGGACAUCGUUCUUGCUGCAGCCCGCCAGAGCAAGCGCUCCCUGAUGUACGCGGCGGAUGCUUUAAAGAAGAACGCCGACUUCAUCCAAGAGGCUUCCAACCAGAAGCCGCUCCCCCCGACUGUGGCGAGUGAGCUCCCUGCCGGGCGCGUGGAUCCCCUCGGGCCGUACGGGCCAGGGCUGUAG
This is a messenger RNA of Symbiodinium natans, 987 nucleotides long. NCBI's taxonomy places the organism in Eukaryota, Dinophyceae, Suessiales, Symbiodiniaceae. The record is from the annotation of a GenBank genome assembly.